This is a messenger RNA of Theobroma cacao (cacao), 1256 nucleotides long. RefSeq lists its product as uncharacterized. NCBI's taxonomy places the organism in Eukaryota, Viridiplantae, Streptophyta, Magnoliopsida, Malvales, Malvaceae. The record is from RefSeq and is a predicted model, not a curated record. Gene Ontology annotation, molecular function: metal ion binding.
UCAAGUAAUUAUUGAGAUUCCCUAAGAUUUCACUUCCCGUGUAUAACUGACAAAAUAUAACCAAUUAACCCCCAAAAAUUAAGAUUAUGGAAAAAGGCUUUCCAUAUUUCCCUAAAAUUUCAUUCUUGUAAAAUCUCCCAAGAUCGCCGGACUCCAAUGUUUAUGGAAAGCUUAACAACUUCCUUAAACUAACCUCUCAAAACAUAACAAGGCAAAGUCUAAAAGUUUGUCUCUCUCUCUAUAUAUCCCCUGUCAAUGCUCUGUUCCUAACCGAAGAACAUAAACAUCUCUGUUAAGAAAUCAGUCCAAUUCCAUGGAACAUCGCCAAGCUUUGCCGACUUGUACUCUGAAAGUGAAUAUCAACUGUUGCACCAUGUGUCGAUUGAAAGUAAAGGAGAAGUUACAAAAAAUCAAAGGAGUGGAGUCCAUCGUCUACGAUUCCGACAGAGUGGUAACAAUUUCAGGAAAAGUAAACCCAAUGACUAUAGUGAAGAAGCUUGAGAAAUGGGGCAAAAAUGCAGAGCUUUUGUCCUUCCGAAGGUCCCCCGAGCAAGAUGUUCAGGGCAGUACCAGCUGUUCCAACAAAGGGGUUGAUAAUUCUGAUCAUCACGGAUCACAUUCCAAAAUGGAAAAAGACUGUUGUUGUCGUUGUGAUGCUGUGUCUGAUUCUGACGAUGACCAUGAUCAUGGUCAAGAUGAUAAUGGAGAGGUACCUGCAGCUAAGAAGAGCAAUGCCAGCAUCACUUGUCAACACCCUGAUCCCACCAUCAGCAAGCAAAGCAGAAAGGGUAAAGUCAAGAAAAGGUUUAUUGGUUUGUUUUCUAAGAAUAUUGGAGGAGCAAAAAAGAACUUGGAUGAGACCAAAAGUCGAGUAUCCACGAUAGGGAAGCCCUCAACGAUGGAUAGACCGUCCAAAUGGCGAUUUCCCUGGACGCCUAUGCCUAAGUAUGGUGGUCCUAUGCCAUAUAAUCGACCCUUUGAGUCUUAUCCUCAGCCGGUGACUGGAAGGCCAGCAGCACCUCCAUACCAUCCAUUUGGGCUAAUGCGGCCUCCGCCUUCGCCAGCGGUGCCUCCUCCAUAUGGUUUUUUCAAUUCUAGGCCACCGCCAAAGGUUAACCCUAUGAUCCACUAUACCAGUUAUGCAGACAAUUACAGUUACUGGUGAACUGUUUAAAGUUUGAACAUGGUUGUCUGCAAAGGACUUGUUAUUUGUUUGUCCUCUGCUUUAGAAAUUGAAACUUGUUUUUCAUCUACAA